UAUUAACGGUGUGGUAUAUUGAUGCAAUAACCACUUCUUUUUUGUAAUUAAUGACGUAUAUAGAUGUAUAUAUAUAUAUAUAUUUUAAAAGAUUGAAUAGCCUAAUUUAUACGUGUAAAAUUAACAUAAUUAUUGGCAAACGUUUUUAGUAUGAUGUUACGGUCAAAAAGGAAAUCAAAAUCCCCAUAUGCCAGGCCAACACGUGCACCGGCCGCCGCCAGAAAAGCAGUGUCAGUCAGUAAUAGCAACCGCCAGACACCUGAUGAUGCUGACCCCCAGGCAGUAGCAAAGGCAACGGAAUCAUUGAAUUUGGAUACCCACUCUGAUGGCAGUGGUCCAGCGUUACAUCAACCACUCAUACUUGGACCUUCAUCGUCAAUGGCAGCCCAUUCAUCAGGGUUAACAACAACCAACCCAUUCGCCAAGAGAGAGGGAAACCCCCCGCAUUCGACCAUAUGCGACAAUUCCCUUAUAGAGGUCAAGGCCGUGGGCAGUCAACAGGCAACGCAAGACCUAUGGGACAUGGCUCCAACCCCGGUCAAACUUAAUGUCUUAAAAUCAAUGCUUACUAAUUAUCCAGAUCAAAAUACAGCUCAUGAAUUACUAAACGGGUUUGAAUACGGUUUCAACAUUCAUUAUUCUGGUACACGAGAAUUUCACGUUUCAAAAAACAUGAAAUCUGCAGAAACUCACGCUGAUGAGCUUCAUUUAAAAAUCUAUCAAGAAAUUUCACUGGGGAGAAUAGCUGGUCCAUUUUACACUAGACCUAUUUCUAAUAUUAGAUGUAGCCCUAUUGGUCUAGUUCCUAAAAAACAAGGGGGGUGGCGCAUGAUUUGUAAUUUGUCAGCACCACAGGGCAACAGUGUUAACGAUUUUAUAGACCCCAGUCUCUGUUCAGUACAUUAUACAUCAUUUGAUACUACUAUAAGUAUGGUUCAAAAACUUGGUCCUGGGGCUUUAUUAGGCAAAAAAGACAUAACGAGUGCUUUCAGACUACUUCCGAUUCGACCCGAAGAUUUUUUAUUGCUCGGCUUUUAUUUUGACAAUAAGUAUUAUAUUGAUAAAUGUUUACCUUUCGGUUGCUCUAUUGCAUGUGCCACUUUUGAAAAAUUUUCAACAGCUUUGCACUGGAUAGUGGAAAAUCAAUCCACACACAACACAUUAGUCCAUUACCUGGAUGAUUUUUUGUUCGCUGGCCCAGCUAAUACUUGUAUAUGUCAAAACCUUAUGGGAUCAUUUGAUACAAUUUGUAAAGAACUUGGGGUCCCGCUGUCAGAGGAAAAAACAGAAGGCCCCUCUACAUACAUUACAUUUCUUGGUCUAGGUAUCAAUACUAUUAACCAAACCAUAUUUAUUCCAAAGGACAAGGUGGACACCCUUAAAUCAAUGAUUCAUAAUGUAUAUACGCGAAGGAAAGUUACAUUAAAAGUAAUGCAAUCAUUAGUGGGGUCACUAGCAUUUGUUACGAAGGCAAUACCUGCAGGUAGGGCGUUUUGUAGACGAUUUUACGACAGUCUUUCGCAGGGAUACAAAAAACAUCACUACAUUACAAUAUCAAAAGCUCUACGAGACGAUAUGGAGGUCUGGUUAAAAUUCCUUUCCGAAUUUAAUGGUACCACACUAUUUCCCGAUAUGCACUGGUCAAAUGGGGACACAUUGCACAUAUCCUCUGACAGCUCUGGCUCUUUUGGGUGCGGGGCAAUUUUCGGUUCACAUUGGGCCUAUCUUCAAUGGCCAUUAGACUGGUCAUCCGAAGAUCGUAGAGACUUGACCUACCUGGAGUUAGUGCCAGUAGCGCUGGCAAUUCAAAUUUGGGGUAGCAAAUUGCAGUCUAAGAAAAUUAUAAUGCACAUUGAUAACAUCGCAGUAGUUCAGAUAAUUAAUCAAAAAACAUCAAAGUCAUCAAGAGUUAUGUCCCUUCUUAGACCUCUAUUGCUUCAGCUCCUCAGGUUCAACAUUCAAAUUAGAUGUGUGCACAUACCAGGUCCUUCAAAUACUAUAGCUGAUGCUAUAUCUCGUUUUCAGUGGCAAAAGUUCAGAAAUCUGGCCCCAUAUGCGGAUUACUAUCCAUGCCAAAUUCCAUCGGAAUUUUGGAACCAUUUGAAAAGGAAGUAGAAAAACUACUCGACGCAUCAGUUGCUCCAAACACUCAAACUGUUUAUCAGAAGGGCAUUGACUUAUUCAUGCAAUUUAGAGGGCUGUAUAACAUCCAAGACAUUUGGCCUCCAUCUGUUGACCAAAUUAUCAACUUUAUAGCAUUUUUAUCAUCUAAAAGCAUAUCAUAUUCAACUGCCAAAACCUACUUAGCGGGCAUUAGUUUUAGUUUGAAGUUAAGCAAUCUUCCUGAUCCAUGUCAAUUUUUCAUUGUAAAAAAACUACUACUCGGUUUUAAGCAACUCAAACAUAAAAAGGAUACUAGAAGUCCAAUAACUUUCCCACUGUUAAAAAAAAUCGUAGCUUCUUUACAACAUGUUUGUAGUAAUUAUUACGAACAGAUCCUUUUUUCCACUGCGUAUACACUUGCAUACUUUGCCUUACUAAGGGUAG
Molecule: messenger RNA, 2547 nt
Organism: Magallana angulata
Lineage: Eukaryota; Metazoa; Mollusca; Bivalvia; Ostreida; Ostreidae
Exons: 2
Coding region: 151-2115 (654 amino acids)
Source: RefSeq, a predicted model, not a curated record